Messenger RNA from Cucurbitaria berberidis CBS 394.84, 1163 nucleotides. RefSeq names its product glycoside hydrolase family 12 protein. Bases 286 to 1113 code for a protein of 275 amino acids. The transcript is spliced from 3 exons. Lineage: Eukaryota; Fungi; Ascomycota; Dothideomycetes; Pleosporales; Cucurbitariaceae. The record is from RefSeq and is a predicted model, not a curated record. Gene Ontology annotation, molecular function: cellulase activity. Gene Ontology annotation, biological process: polysaccharide catabolic process.
UACACCUAGCUUCCGUGCAAUACCGAUUGCCGAAAAUAGGCCAAAUCCAAGUUGAUCUACGGAGGGCUUUUAGUCUACCCGUCCGUUUCAGCCUCCUUGCCGACGUCAGCCACCAGCCACCUUCGACCUAUCCUCUGGGCAAUCAACCUGCUCCCCAUGUGAAGAAAUGGUGUUACCUUCCCUCUUCGUCUCUGCGUGCUGAUGCUGUGACUUGUCUCCCUGCCUGGGUAGCAUAGUCACCUGACCCUAUUUUCUUUUUUUAGCUGCCCAAAGUUGCCCUUCGUAAUGAGGAACGGGGCGCCAAUCUGGUUUCGAGGGUUUUGUGUAUUUUUCAGCACCAACGUAUGGGGUCUUGACAAAAGCGGAUCGUCCUGCAUCAAUGUUACGAACAACGCCACCGCCUUGUCCACGACAUGGUCCUGGAAAGCAAAUGACACGCUCGUCCACGCUUACCCUAAUAUCAACUUCAAUCCUAUUCAACAUGAUCCUAUUCUGAUUUCGAACCUGUUCUCGAUCGAUGUCAAGGUAUCUUGGUCGAUGAGACUGAAAUCAAGUUCAAUGCUUUCAGUAUUCGACACAGAUGGCCUGGCUGUCGUCAAUGCGAAGACAAAUGUUGCCUUGGAUAUAUUUUUCGACCCUGAGGUGGAGAAGGCGGUCAACACUACGGCACCUAGGUAUGAAGUGAUGGUGUGGAUAGGGAAGUUUGGUACAAUCUUACCGAUAGGAGCAUCUAGCACUAUAAGGGCGAAUAGAUUGCAUAAACAGAAGAUUGGAAAAGAAAGUUUCACCCUCUACCAAGGCCCCAACGAUAAUGGACAAUACGUGUUCACUUGGGUCGCAGGCUCAAACAAAACAUAUUUCGAGGGUGACGUAUCGCCGCUUGUUCACUACCUCUGGCGCCAUGGCAUGAUUCUUGCCGCGAAUUACAUUGGCGUAAUCCAGUUUGGCACUGAGCAGAAGCAUGCGAUGUCAAACGUAACAUUUUCAGUGGAUAGGUUCGCUUUGGAUGCCACGAGAGGAGUUCCAAAGGAGGCAGCAGGUCUUACUAGGGCAUCUCCCAAGCGGGAAAUAUUGUAUGCGUUAAUUGUUGUAACUUUGUUCAGAUUGAUGUAAUAUACCAAUAAAAUCCCCGGUGGCGAUGGAAGCACUUCAUCUAUGGCAAA